GCGGAGACAGUCUUUGCGCCGGCGGCGGUGGCGGCUGUGGGGGCUGGGCGGAGCGCCGCGGUGCGGGGCGGCCGGGCUGGCGGCGGCCGGGAGCCGCGGGCGGAUGCGAGGCGGAGCGCACCGGGGACCGAAGCGGUGGAACGGCUGCGGGGGAUCCCGGGAGCCGUGGAGCUGGAAGGACUGAGAUGUGUUUUCUCAUUUGUGUGCUUGAAACAUCUACCAUCACAUGAACUCCAGAUUGAGCCACAGAGUUCUGUGACCCCGAAAGAUCCAGGAAUGGUGUUGCCAGCUUUGGGACAAGCCAUUUUUACAUCCUCUUGACAAACAUAUAAAUCCUUUGCUAAUUAAGGCUAUGGAACCAAAUAAAGACAGGCGCAUUCCUUUGCCAAAUGAACUCUGGGGCUGUUGAGUUUCACUGUAACUGGCCAUUCCCAGUCAACUUACAUAGAAGUUAUGCCCAAAUGGACGUGAAGCCUGUGGCAAUGUAUCCGAGUUCUGGAUCACAGUGAAGAUUUAAAAAAGAAAACAAAACCUAUUAUGACGAAUCCUUGGGAAGAGAAAGUCUGCAAAAUGGCCCAAACGAGUCUGCUGCAAGGGAAGCAGUUUUACUGUCGUGAAUGGGUUUUCCACAAACUUCAGCACUGCCUCCAGGAGAAGUCAAGCUGCUGCAACAGUACAGCCAACACACAGUCUCUUGUCGGAAAUGCUGGGAAUAAUGCUAGUGCCAUCUCUGGAAAGGGAGCCUCUUGGGGUGUGUUGCUGGUAGGAGGGCCUGGCAGUGGCAAGACAGCCCUCUGCACUGAGCUCCUGUGGCCAAGUUCCCCCGCAGGCCUGCAGAGAGGCCUGCACCGCCAGGCUUUGGCUUUUCACUUCUGCAAAGCCCAGGACUCUGACACUUUGUGUGUUGGAGGGUUUAUCCGAGGUCUGGUAGCCCAGAUCUGCCAAAGCGGACUUCUCCAAGGUUACGAGGACAAGCUAAGAGAUCCAGCCGUCCAGAGUCUCCUAGGGCCUGGAGAGUGUGAGAGGAACCCAGCAGAAGCAUUUAAAAGGUGUGUGCUGCUCCCACUCCUGGGGAUGAAGCCACCCCCACAGAGCCUCUACCUGUUGGUUGACUCCGUGGACGAAGGCUGCAAUGUGGUGGAAGGGGAGCAGACGUCGCCCAGCCUCUCCGGGACUGUGGCAGAGCUCCUGGCUAGUCACCACGAGUUCUUUCCCCCGUGGCUGCUGCUUCUCUGCUCUGCCCGGAAACAGAGCAGAGCCGUCACUAAAAUGUUCACUGGGUUCCGGAAGAUCAGCCUGGACGACCUCCGGAAGGCCUACAUCGUCAAGGAUGUGCAGCAGUACAUCCUCCACCGCCUGGAUCAGGAGGAGGCCCUCCGGCGGCACCUCACCAAGGAGACGGCCGAGACCCUGAACCAGCUGCACAUCAAGAGCAGCGGGUGCUUCCUGUAUCUGGAGCGCGUGCUGGAUGGGGUCGUGGAGAAUUUCAUCAUGCUUCGCGAGAUCCGCGACAUCCCGGGAACGCUGAAUGGUCUCUACCUCUGGCUGUGCCAGAGGCUUUUUGUCCGAAAACAGUUUGCCAAAGUUCAGCCCAUUCUGAACGUGAUCCUCGCGGCCUGCCGGCCCCUGACCAUGACAGAAUUGUACCAUGCCGUGUGGACCAAGAAUAUGUCUCUAACCUUGGAGGACUUUCAGCGCAAGCUAGACGUCCUGUCCAAGCUCUUGGUGGAUGGGCUGGGCGGCACCAAGAUCCUGUUCCACCACAGCUUUGCCGAGUGGCUCCUGGAUGUGAAGCACUGCACCCAGAAAUACCUGUGUAACGCUGCGGAAGGGCACCGGAUGCUGGCCAUGAGCUACACCUGCCAGGCCCGGGACCUGACGCCCCAGGGAGCGCAAGAAUUUGCCUUGCACUUGAUUAACUCGAACUUGCAGUUGGAGCCAGCCGAGCUGGCGCUGUGGAUGAUAUGGAAUGGCACCCCGGUCAAAGACUCUCUGUCCACCUUGAUACCCAAGGAGCAAGAGGUGCUGCAGUUGCUCAUCCGAGCCGGAGCUCACGUCAACAGCGAGGACGAUCGCACGUCGUGCAUCGUCCGGCAGGCCCUGGAGAGAGAGGACUCCAUUCGGACAUUACUGGACAGCGGAGCAUCGGUCAACCAGUGUGACUCCAACGGCAGAACUCUGCUGGCCAAUGCGGCUUACAGCGGCAGUCUGGAUGUGGUGAACCUGCUUGUCUCCAGGGGGGCCGACUUGGAGAUCGAAGAUGCCCACGGACACACGCCCCUCACCCUGGCGGCCCGACAAGGGCACACAAAGGUGGUCAACUGCCUGAUUGGGUGUGGAGCCAACAUUAACCAUACGGAUCAGGACGGUUGGACGGCCCUGAGGUCCGCUGCUUGGGGGGGCCACACCGAGGUUGUGUCUGCCCUGCUUUACGCUGGCGUAAAGGUAGACUGCGCGGACGCGGACAGCCGGACGGCGCUGCGUGCAGCCGCCUGGGGGGGCCACGAGGACAUCGUCCUGAACCUGCUGCAGCACGGUGCCGAGGUCAACAAAGCCGACAAUGAAGGGAGGACGGCGCUGAUCGCCGCGGCCUACAUGGGCCACAGAGAGAUCGUCGAGCACCUGCUGGACCAUGGCGCCGAGGUGAACCACGAGGACGUGGACGGCAGGACGGCCCUCUCCGUGGCCGCGCUGUGCGUGCCGGCCAGCAAGGGGCACGCGUCAGUCGUGAGCCUUUUGAUUGACCGAGGGGCCGAGGUAGAUCACUGUGACAAGGAUGGCAUGACGCCCCUGCUGGUGGCGGCCUACGAAGGUCACGUGGACGUGGUGGACCUGCUUCUCGAGGGAGGAGCGGAUGUAGAUCACACGGACAACAACGGGCGGACCCCCCUGCUGGCCGCAGCUUCCAUGGGGCAUGCUUCUGUGGUCAACACGCUUCUGUUCUGGGGCGCAGCCGUGGACAGCAUCGACAGCGAAGGCCGGACGGUCCUCAGCAUCGCCUCGGCACAGGGGAACGUGGAGGUGGUGCGCACCCUCCUGGACAGAGGCUUGGACGAGAGCCACCGCGACGAUGCUGGCUGGACGCCUCUGCACAUGGCAGCUUUUGAGGGCCACAGGUUAAUAUGUGAAGCCCUCAUCGAGCAAGGUGCUAGAACAAAUGAGAUUGACAACGACGGGCGCAUCCCUUUCAUUUUGGCCGCCCAGGAGGGCCACUAUGAUUGUGUCCAGAUCCUCCUAGAGAACAAAUCCAACAUCGAUCAGAGGGGCUAUGACGGGAGAAAUGCCUUGCGCGUUGCCGCCCUGGAAGGGCACCGGGACAUCGUGGAAUUACUCUUCAGCCACGGGGCCGAUGUGAACUACAAAGACGCUGACGGGCGGCCCACGCUUUACAUACUGGCCCUAGAGAACCAACUUACAAUGGCCGAGUAUUUUCUGGAAAACGGUGCGAACGUGGAGGCCUGCGAUGCGGAGGGAAGGACGGCUCUGCACGUCUCCUGCUGGCAGGGCCACGUGGAGAUGGUGCGGGUGCUUAUCGCCUGCCACGCCGACGUCAACGCGGCGGACAACGAGAAGCGCUCGGCCUUGCAGUCUGCCGCCUGGCAGGGCCACGUCAAAGUGGUCCAGCUUCUGAUAGAGCACGGCGCCGUGGUGGACCACACGUGCAACCAAGGCGCCACGGCCCUGUGCAUCGCGGCCCAGGAGGGACAUGUGGAUGUGGUGCAGGUUCUGCUAGAGCACGGCGCCGACCCCAACCACGCCGACCAGUUUGGACGUACUGCCAUGAGGGUGGCAGCCAAAAACGGGCAUUCUCAGAUCAUUAAGCUGUUAGAAAAAUAUGGUGCUUCCAGUCUGAAUGGCUGCUCCCCCUCCCCUGUCCACACGAUGGAGCAGAAGCCUCCACAGUCCGCGCCGUCCAAGAUGCAGUCUCUGACCAUCAGGUCCAACAGCUCUGGUGGUACUGGCGGAGGGGACGCGCAGCCUUCCCUCCGGGGCCUGCCCAAUGGGCCGGCUCAUGCCUUCAGCUCUCCGUCAGAGUCUCCAGACUCGACUGUGGACCGGCAAAAGUCGUCCCUGUCCAACAAUUCCCUGAAAAGCUCAAAAAAUUCAUCUCUGAGAACGACCUCCUCCACAGCCACGGCUCAAACGGUGCCCAUUGACAGUUUCCACAGCCUGUCAUUCACGGAGCAGAUCCAGCAGCACUCGCUGCCUCGCAGCAGGAGCAGACAGUCAGUCGUGUCCCCCUCCUCCACAACCCAGUCCCUAGGACACAGCCAUAAUUCUCCCAGUAGUGAGUUUGAAUGGAGCCAAGUGAAGCCAAGUCUGAAGUCAACAAAAUCAAAUAAAGGGGGCAAAUCAGAGAACUCCAGCAAGUCUGGGUCAGCUGGGAAGAAAGCAAAACAAAAUAAUUCCUCACAGCCAAAGGUUCUAGAAUACGAAAUGACUCAGUUUGACAGAAGAGGACCUGUCGCUAAGCCUGGGAGUAGCCCACCUAAGCAGACGCCGCCGGCGGAAUCUCAGUGUAAGACCAUGGUCCCUUUACCUCAGGACAGCAACCGUGCCCAGCAACAGCUUCUCCUCCACCAGCAGGGCGGUGAGCAGAAGAGAAGGAAUGGCAUAAUGACGAACCCCAAUUACCAUCUGCAGAGCAACCAGGUGUUCCUGGGCAGGGUCUCUGUCCCUCGCACAGUGCAGGAGCGAGGGCAUCAGGAGGUGCUGGAGGGGUUCCCUCCCUCAGAGACAGAGCUGAACCUUAAACAAGCCCUGAAGCUCCAGAUUGAGGGCUCUGACCCCAGCUUCAACUACAAGAAGGAAACACCCUUGUGAGAGUUUCCGCUUGUGUGAAACAGGAGGCAUUAGGUCAGAAUGGCCAUUCAGCUGCCAGAUGGAAGCAAGACGCCUGAGGACGUGCUGCCGAGACUGUGACUCCCACAGUACUGUUUCCUGACUUCCUGUCAUGUGCCUACCCAGUAAGGCUGCCUGUCUCAGCCUAACCCGUGCUGAAGCAGUCUCCACCACACCUAAUAAAUGCAGAUGUAAACAGCAGUUCCUCGAUACAACCAAACCCAGUUUUGAGUAUUUUCCCAUUUGCUAAACGUGCAUGUGCCACGGUCAGGUGUCUCCGCAAAGGCGGUGUUCUGUAUUUAUUGUUUUCUGCGUUGUGGUGUGUACUCGGUCCCAUCGAUUGUCUGGUGUGCCUGGUUCUUGUGUAUUUAAUAGAUGUUAGUCAAUAAAGCAAUUCUUGCAAGUGUUUUCUGUCCGCUAACCUUCAGCAUUAGACAAAAACAAGUUUCUGUGUUAAUGCCACAUGGAGGUGAAAAAAAUGACUUUGUGACUCAAUUCUGGUGGUGUAGCAAGUCACUCUGGGUAGUUUAAGUCUCCGUUUUCCAGCCAAGUACCGUUUGUGUCAGGCUGAAUGUGACAGAGCAGGCGAACACCAGUCAUUCCAACUGCAGACAGAAGAGCUCUGUGACUUCAACACGGGCUCUGAGCCAUCUUCCAGCUGCCUGUCAUCCCACCUGCAACUAGACAGACCACCGCUCCUGCUCCUGAAGCUUGGACUUUCUCAGGGACAGAGCUGUUAGUGCCUGUGGGGCACGUGUGUAGACAGGCUCCAGGUCCAGCUAAGGAUGAAGCUCUGAUCCCUGAAUCAUUCACCGGCUGCCUUCAUCUCCUCCAGCUAAAUGAAAUGUAAUUGAAUGCUCAGUGCUCUGAGCUGUUUCCACUUGCCAAUUACUGCAUGAUCAAAUUAGCCCCAGUCAGAACCAAUUGGGUACAUUUGAAUGGCUUGGUGGGAUGGAUGUUCUUGAAUGUACGCUGUGCUGUCCAUCACAAGUGACACCGCUGACCAUUAGUCACAGCACAUAUCUUCUGUUACUUGCUAGACGUGAUGGGCUUGCACUUCUCUGGCCACAUUCUCUUUCCUGUUUUCUUCUUUGCACAGUUGCACAGAGGGUGGCUGGAUGCCAUGGUUAAGGGAGGCGUCUGCACUAGGGAACUCGGAUUGCACAAAUGUUUGGCAGGAUGAUUCAGAAGCCAAGGAUGGUUUGAUCCUUGAGUGAGUCCCGUCCAUCUUCCCAGCCUAGGAGAUUCUGUACACUCCAUGUGCUGUUGCUAAGGGGAAAUGGGGAAAGAGAAUUUGGAAAUUGAGCACAAAACCAUUGCUACUACUGACAACUUUGGAAUGUUUAAUGAGAGGCCAGUAAUGGUCAUCGUGCGCGAAGGGCGCCAGUAGUGUUGUUUAUGGAAGUGCAGAUGUGUAAUUUCUGUGAUGAGUGUUUCUCACGUGAGUCUGUGUGUAAGCCUUUCCUUGCUUUCCGUCUUUCCCAUGUCGGCCAAGCUCAUUUCCCGUGUGUCAUCCAUCAGUCAUAACCAGGAUGAGGGAGAGCUGAUGAAUUCACUGACAGCAAAGAUGACGACGUGGUUGAUACUGACAAGUCAAAUGUGAAUGGUUCAAGGAUUGAAUUCUUGUCCCUAUGGGACGUUGAUUAAUGACAUUGAACAGGACUCUUGGAAGGCAGCCUUAAAAGUUUCUGAAUCUGUUGAGAAGUGUGGGGUCACAGCCUGUUACUAGAACCAGCAUCACUCCGUCUCUCACACACAUUGACCAUAGAAGAGGAACUUCUUAUUAGGUGGAUGUUUUUUUAAGGAAGAGACUCUGAAAGCUGCCAUUUUUUUUCUCUUCACCUUGAAUUAUUGAAAUCAUAUUUAUUUAAUUUUAUUGCUUUUACAAAGUUGCACCUUGUGACCAAAGGGCAAAGACAACUUGGUGCGUUAGGGAUUUGUGUUUUCCACCUGUUUUUGUUUCCAUCUUUACACACCUGGAAACAGUUGCUAGGAGGAGAGUCUGUUGAAGAAAUCAGAUUCUCAUAAAUACUCCUUGGGGUAUUUUUUUGUUUGUUUCUUGUUUUUGUUUUUAUAAUCAGUUAUGAUUAGAGUAGAACAAAAAUGGCUUCUGGUGAAGACCAGGCUGACCAAGGUGCUGUAGCCAGCCCGUUGUGCUUGUUCAUUUUGGGAUAGGGGAGGGGAGGGUUAGUACCACAACUGGGAAAAACAAUGACUUCUGCUCUACUACGAAGAUAAGAAACGGUUCCAAAAAUUAAAAAAAAAAAAAAGCUAUUUUUUAAAUUCAAAUGUCUAAAUUUUGUAAGUCAACUGUUUAGGCUGUCAUGUGUGUAUAACAUUUUUGUGGCGUUUCUUCACACCCCUUCCCAAAGGUCAGGUGAAACAUCAGAAAAGUAAACAUCUGAAGGAAACAUCAGGGAAGUUUGGGGCCCAAGAAGACCAGAAGUCAGAGCCCUGUGGUGUCCAGCGAAUACCUUUUGUUCUGUUCUCCCCCACCCACCCCUACCCGAUUCCUCAACAAAGCAAAUAGCCCCUUACUUCAGAGUCAGGAGCAGGUCAUCAUGCUGUUUGGCUAGGCGACUGUUCGUUUUGCUUAAUGUCCCCCCAUCAACACUUUCCAUAAAUGUAGUCGCAGACAGAUGCUUUCUUUUGUUCUCUCUGUGUGGGGUGUGUAAAUAACCUAAAAUGUACAUUGAAUUUCACAGUGUAAAGUAUUAUUUUAUUCCUUGUAUUAUAUUACGCGAAAACAUCCUGAUGUACAUGAAGUGCAUAAUAAAUCUAUUUGCUUUACAGAAAA
Meriones unguiculatus (Mongolian gerbil) is the source of this 7639-nucleotide messenger RNA. It is a transcript of the gene Ankrd50, whose product is annotated as ankyrin repeat domain containing 50. The record is from RefSeq and is a predicted model, not a curated record. NCBI's taxonomy places the organism in Eukaryota, Metazoa, Chordata, Mammalia, Rodentia, Muridae. Gene Ontology annotation, molecular function: protein binding.